Molecule: messenger RNA, 1828 nt
Organism: Mus caroli (Ryukyu mouse)
Lineage: Eukaryota; Metazoa; Chordata; Mammalia; Rodentia; Muridae
Product: oogenesin-1-like
Biological process (GO): negative regulation of apoptotic process; negative regulation of cell differentiation; negative regulation of DNA-templated transcription
Cellular component (GO): cytoplasm
Source: RefSeq, a predicted model, not a curated record
GGAGCCUGGAGACACAGCCUUUCCCUGCCUGAAUAUGGCGAGCUGUAAACAGUGUCCAUCUCAAGAUGUCACUUUCGAAGAAGACAUAGUGAAUAUCAACCCUCCACCCGCCCUCCAGAACCUGGCAAUUCAGAGUCUACUGAGGGAUGAGGCCUUGGCCAUUUCUGCUCUCAGGAACCUACCCCAGAGUCUGUUCCCAGCAAUUUUUGAAGCAGCCUUAAUUGAUGGACAUAUAGGGAUCUUGAAGGCCAUGAUACCUGUGUGGCCCUUCCCAUACCUUUCUUUAGGAAGGCUGAUAAGGAAUUGCAACCUGGAGACUUUGAAGGCUAUGCUUGAGGGAGUGGAUAUACUGCUUGCACAAAAUGAUCGCUCCAGUAGAUGCAAACUCAGAGUGCUCAGUUUAAGGAAUGAAUACCAUACUUUGUGGAGAAUAUGGGGUGGAUCCUAUGAAGGUAAAGGCUUGCCAGAGUUCAUGACACAGCAGCAGCCAGUGGAAAACUGUCCUGACUGUGGGGUGAAUAAAGAAUUGAAGGUGACAACUGACCUCAACCUCCUGGAUGGUGGACUUGAUGAAUCUGCCACAUACUUGUUGCAGUGGGCCCAGCAGAAAAAAGAUUCCAUUCAUCUAUGCUGUACGAUGUUGAGAAUUCAUAGCUUACCCAAAGACAUAUUCAGAGAUAUCCUCAAAAUUGUAAAUACAGGCUGUAUACAGGAGCUUCACUUGAAGGAAUUGUACACAGAAGAGUUGGUUUUUCUUAUACCUUACCUGAGAGAGAUCAACAAUCUUCUUACAUUCAUGCUAAGUAGCAUCAGAGAAACCUACAGAAUGGAUAACUCUACAAGGCUUGAUGAAGAGAAUAUAAGCAGGUUUAUUUCUCACCUUCCCAAAUUCCACUGUCUCCAGAAUCUCUAUGUAAAUGAUAUCACCCUUCUAGGAAACAACCUGAAAGACUUCCUCGGGUGCCUGGGGAAGCCCUUGGAGACUCUUUGCCUCACUUCUUGUGACUUAUCACAGUCAGACUUGGAUUACCUGCCCUGUUGCCAGAAUACUUCUGCACUCAAACGUCUGAACCUGACUGCUACAAGUUUGCGUGGUUUAGUCUUUCGUCCUCUUGGAGUUCUCCUUGAGAGUAUUAGAGAUACACUGCAAUCCCUGGAAUUAGAGUUGUGUUUUAUGGAGGACUCUCAGAUCAGUGCCAUUUUGCCUGCCCUAAGCCAAUGUUCCCAUCUCACAAAGGUCAAUUUCUAUGAUAAUGAACUCUCUCUGACUAUCCUGAGACAACUUCUAUACCACACAGCCAACCUGAGCCAGCUGACCUAUGAGGUAUACCCUGCCCCUCUAGAGUGCUAUAAUGACAUGAAUAUAAUACUAACACAUAAAUUAGAAAAUUUUUGUCCUGAGCUUCUGGACAUAAUCAGGGCCAAUAGGCAGCCCAAUAGAGUCACAUUUGCUACAUCCAAAUGUUUAAUCUGUUGUGGGUCCUACGUUUAUGAUCUGGAGACCCAGCGUUGCCUGUACCAGAAAGAACUACUGGAAGAUUGAUUAUGGAACAAAGAAAUGGAAGCUGAGUAUUAGAAAUGAACAAAAUCGUAAGUCAAUGUCAAUUGCUGAUAGGAGCAUGGAUAUGUCAAGCACCUAAAUGUCUGAGACACAUUGGAAAGGCAAGAUCUUCCUCUGAGCAAGAGAAUGGAUGUUGCAUCUGCAAAAAGUGCCAAGCACUCUUUUCUUCUCUAGCUAUUGUAGUUUGAGUGUGUCAUAAUAGGGGCACCCUUCCAUGAGAAGAGUGUCCCCCUUUAUUAAGUGCAUACAAUAAAUGUGUUGACUUUC